Messenger RNA from Anopheles coluzzii, 3630 nucleotides. Its product is annotated as elongation of very long chain fatty acids protein AAEL008004-like. Gene Ontology annotation, molecular function: fatty acid elongase activity. The transcript is spliced from 7 exons. Gene Ontology annotation, cellular component: endoplasmic reticulum membrane. Gene Ontology annotation, biological process: fatty acid elongation, monounsaturated fatty acid; sphingolipid biosynthetic process; fatty acid elongation, polyunsaturated fatty acid. Lineage: Eukaryota; Metazoa; Arthropoda; Insecta; Diptera; Culicidae. The coding region runs from base 1949 to 2740 and encodes 263 amino acids. The record is from RefSeq and is a predicted model, not a curated record.
UAUGGAGCGGUUCGGUUAUCAUGACGAUGCUCGGGUGCCGCCGGCACUGCUGCCGCCGCCGACGCCGCCGGUGGUUGCGCUUCGCCACCGUCAGUGCAUGGCGCGCGAACACCAGCAGUAACACUAUGACCAGCGCCGCCAGAAAGCCGCACACCAGUACACAUGUGCACUCCAACGUUUACGCGGCUCGUCCCGGGUCGGGGUCGUCCCUGUGGGGCAAAGCUGCAGCAAACCUGGCCUGGCCAGUGUAUCAAACACACACACAGUGUUGCGGCGAGAGAGAGCGAGAGAAAGAGAGUUGGAGAGAAAGGGAGGUCCUAAUCUAAGGUGUACGGUUCUACACAAUGACGCACACUUUCCCUAGAAACUCUUGUUUUUGGCUAAUAAUUUACGCGUGUAUACUUAAACUUCCUUUCAAUCGCUGAUAGGUUCUCUUUAACGCAUUCGAAAAAGCUUAAAUGUAAAAAACCCUCUUUUUUUGUUUCUACACACUACACAAACGAGGCGCCUCUAGCACACCGGGACGAGUCACAGCCGUCACAGCUUCAGUAACGCACGAGCACGAGGAUCUCUCUGCUUCCUGGGAUGGUUCAUUCCCGUCCGUUGCCUCCGCGAUUGCUUCUUCUAGACAACAAUGUCCGCAUCCAGCGUACUCUCAUUCGCCCGUGCGGGUUUCACUCUCACACGACCCGGUCGGUGGAUGAGAACUGUUCUUAAGACUAACUCGGCCUGCCGCUGCUCAAAGUCUUCAUUCGUUAGUGUGACUCCUCCGGGUGCGGGAAUGAUUCACCACCGAUUCAAACUAGCUUUGUUGAUUUCGUUGGCCACACACACACACACGCACAUACGUUUCUGGUCGUCGUUCAAGGCUUCGAAAUUGGUGGGUACGAGAGACCGGGGUGUCCGUACGCGCCGGAACAGGAUACAGUACUACCCAGCGCACCAUUAAUUGGCGGUCGCUGUAAUGCUCCCCCCGCGCGGUCGUGUCCGGGCGGGGUGCUUCAGCCUUCGCAGGACCCAGUUCCAUCUCUCGGAACGUUCUCUCCCUCUCUCACUCACACCGGGAGCCGGAGACUUUCUUACCGAGAAAAGGGAAAAAUCACUCUUUCCUGUGCCGGCGAUUCCUCGUACAUUCUGUCUCUCAUCGGUCGUUCAUUUUUUCUCCCGCGAACCCGCGUUGACCUCUCUCACUCACUCACUGUCGCUCUCGCGUGUACAAUAUUAUGCAGUGUUUUCCAAGCUCUGCUCAAAUAAAUCGAUAUCCACGUGAUUUUGGUGGAACUUACGCACCUUCACUCCCUCCUGCUCCCUUUGCAGGCCAAGGCAGCGUGGUUUUUCGCAACACCGGAGAGCCCUUGGCCCACUGCACGCGGGAGAAUAGAGCAGUAUGCGCGAGAGAGAAAGAGAGAAAGAGCACGAGCGCGCACACGAGAUUCCAAACAGCCGGAGGACAUGGCGACCCCCAGACGUCGCGGGCUUCGAGUCCGGAGAGGCCUCGGUUACCGUGCGGCAUUUUUCUGACAGUUUAGUACCGCAUUACACAUGCCUAGGCCCGGAUCCCGCAGCCACCGGUCGCAUAUGGCAUAGCGGCGGCUCUAGUGUGUGUGUGUGUGUGUGAGAUAACGGAUAGAACGGGGGGAAACCGGGUUGGUUCUGGUGUCUCUCGGGUAGGGUUUUGGAAACAACAUUGAACAACAACGCCGUGUUGACAAAAAACCUCCACGGGGCAAAAGCUACCUCCUUCAAAUCAACCGGUGUGUGUGUGUGUUGUUGUGCAUAGUGUGUAUGUUGUGGAGGUAGCAAGUUGCACAUGGUCACCACGGGGUUCUGACUGUUGCCGGAGUUGACCUGUCCAGCGGAGAGUGCCUGUGAGGGCUGUGCUGUGAGUGAUUAGCCGUUUUUAGCUCGUGCUUAGCGUACAGGGCCACACACAGACAUACAUUUUAAGAUGGACCUGUACCAGUAUUACAUCUACGAAAAUGCCGAUCAACGAACUAAAGACUGGUUUCUGGCGGGGUCACCGUUUCCAAUCGUCGGCAUCAUUAUCUGCUACCUAGCGCUGGUGUACGUCAUAGUUCCAAGGUACAUGCGUAACCGGGAAGCCUACCAGCUGAAAACGUUCAUGGGAUUCUACAACCUGUUCCAGGUGCUGUACUGUGUGUUUCUGAUUACAAAUCUAGUGAAGGCCGGCUGGAGGCCAUACUUUUUCUACCGAUGCGUCGAGACGGACUACUCCGACGACCCGAAGGCAGUGCUGAUGGUUGAGACGACCUGGUAUCUGCUGAUGAUCAAGCUGUUCGAGCUUCUCGAGACGGUGCUGUUCGUGCUGCGCAAGAAGCAGAACCAGGUCACGCUGCUGCACGUCUACCAUCACAUCAGCACGUUCGUGAUAGCGUACAUCUACACCAAAUACAUUGGAGGAAGCAUGCUCACGUUCUCGAUCGUGGCGAACUGUGUCGUGCACAUCAUCAUGUACUCGUACUACUUCAUGUCCGCGUACGAUGUGCCGCUGUUUAAGUUUCUCGUCGCAAAGUACAAAAAGUACAUUACCAGCAUUCAACUGAUUCAGUUCUGUCUGAUGAUGGUGAACAAUCUGCUCGGGCUCAAUCCGAGCUGCAACGUGUCCCGCCCGUUCCUGGCCAUGUACAUACCGAACAUCCUGAUCCUGACCUAUCUGUUUUACGAUUUUUACAACAAAGCCUACAGCAAAUCAAAAUCCGCCAACAAAGUGAAACAAUAAGCAUGGGAGGGGGGGAGGAUGGGUCGGUUUGGUUUUGGUUGGGUUGCAUGCCCACGGUAGCUGCUUUCUUUUCUUGCUUGAUUGGCACCGAAAUCCUUGGAGAGUGCAAUAAUAAAUCGAUUUUAUGUUCUCGCGCGUUAUUGGGACAGGCCGCAAAAGGAGCGGUAGCACCUUUGCUUUUGUUGGGGGACAGGAGCAUAGCUCCAAUUCAGACACACAUACCAGGGCUAAUAUAUCGUUUCAAUGCCUUAGAGACAGGACGAUGGGAAAGCUUUAACUAAUGUGAUUGAAUUCGAGGGAAUUGUGUAUCGUUUUGGUAGGAGAGGUUUGAUUUUGUUGGUUCAUUUAUGGGUAGGAUUUGAUACAGUAGUAAAAGGGGAAAGGCAGAAAAAGGUGAAACGUUUGUUGACAAUUACGUACCAGAAGACGGGUUAUUUCCUUUUUGUUUUAUAGAUUAAUCCUUUUUGUUGCUGUUAGACACGUAGUAACCAAUAGCAAACUAUCAUGGAAAUUUCGUUACAAUCCUGGGUUCGUGACCGCGGACCGAGACAGAUACGAAACGGGAGGGGAAGGAAAGACCGUUUGGUUUUUCUCCUUCGUUUUAUCACUGCGACAUAAAUUUAGCUUCCAAGUGCAUAUAGAUAUAUAGAUAGAGAGAGAGAGUGUGUAAGAGAGAGAGUUGCAGCAAAUGGCAAAUUUAAACAUUUAAACACAGAGAUUCAAUUGCUACUUGCAAUUUACACAACAAGGUACACCCCUCAAAAAAUGCAGAGAUGGUCCAGCAACUAGUUACGAGAGCAACGCUCACACAAAAAAUUCCAAUGAAAUUAUAAACAACGAAGAAUUAAUCAAAAAUAAAGAACAACACGCGUGUUUAAAGUAUAAUUUUA